GGGACUGCGGGGAAGGAGGGGAUAGCGCCCGCCAGCCCUUUCCGUCUGCGGCCCCGCCCCCUUGGAACGUUGUGACGUCGAAGCAUUCCACGGUUGCUACAUCGUCGCGAGGGGCGGGGCGCCUGUCAGGGAAGCGGUGCGCGCGGGUGGCGGGCAGGCUGGGGCUUCUCCGUACAGUGCCAGCGCCAGCGCCAGACCCGCCCGCACCCCGCGCUCUCCCUCGUGCGCGUCACCUCUCCCAGGACUUGCCAGCCCGCACUCCUGCUCUCACCCGUGAACCGUCGCAGGAUGGAGCUGCUGUGUUGCGAGGGCACCCGGCACGCGCCCCGGGCCGGGCCCGACCCGCGGCUGCUGGGGGACCAGCGUGUCCUGCAGAGCUUGCUCCGCCUGGAGGAGCGCUACGUGCCGCGAGCCUCCUACUUCCAGUGCGUGCAAAAGGAGAUCAAGCCGCACAUGCGGAAGAUGCUGGCGUACUGGAUGCUGGAGGUGUGUGAGGAGCAGCGCUGUGAGGAGGAUGUCUUCCCUCUGGCCAUGAACUACCUGGAUCGCUACCUGUCCUGCGUCCCCACCCGAAAGGCGCAAUUGCAGCUCCUCGGUACCGUCUGCCUGUUGCUGGCCUCCAAGCUGCGCGAAACCACGCCCCUGACUAUUGAGAAGCUUUGCAUCUAUACGGACCAAGCUGUGGCUCCCUGGCAGUUGCGGGAAUGGGAGGUGCUCGUCCUGGGGAAGCUCAAGUGGGACCUUGCUGCUGUGAUCGCACACGACUUCCUGGCUCUGAUUCUGCACCGCCUUUCUCUGCCCAGCGACCGACAGGCCUUGGUCAAAAAGCACGCCCAGACCUUUCUGGCCCUCUGUGCUACAGAUUACACCUUUGCAAUGUAUCCUCCAUCCAUGAUCGCCACGGGGAGCAUUGGGGCUGCAGUGCUAGGCCUAGGUGCCUGCUCUAUGUCUGCAGAUGAGCUCACAGAGUUGCUCGCAGGAAUCACAGGCACCGAAGUGGACUGCCUACGGGCCUGUCAGGAGCAGAUCGAAGCUGCACUCCGGGAGAGCCUCAGGGAAGCUGCCCAGACAGCGCCCAGCCCAGUGCCCAAAGCUCCCCGGGGCUCUAGCAGCCAGGGAUCCAGUCAGACCAGCACUCCGACAGAUGUCACUGCCAUCCACCUGUAGCUUGGAACAGCCCCUUCAGGUGGCCACCAAGCAGAGGAGGGGCCACUGCCACGCCCUCCCUUCCUCUAGAACAAUCCAUGCCAUAUCUGAAGAGGGGGACCCUCCUUCCUCUCACAAAGCCCAAGGGGCCAGGUCCUGCCUAUCCCCACAGUGUGCACUAAGGUGCUGGCUGGCCAUGAGGGCUCUGCAUGGCCAGUCAGCUCCUCCCCCCCCCCCCACCUGACCACCUUGGCUCUUCUGGGCCAUUGCUGGUUAGAGAAAUUCAAACAGGUAAAACUCAUGCACCAGCAUUCCCUUUAGAGUCUCUCCUCUCUGGGGGUCUAAUCUUAAUUGCCAAAACACCCCAAUUCCUUCCAAAGGUGUUGUCCCUCCCAGAUCAGUGCAUUUGGGUUUGGGUCCUUCAGGCAUCCUGACAGACAUGCACGAAGAACCAGACAGAUGGCUGCAGAGUAAUCCAUGCUCCCAGCCGCUCUAAGAGGGAACAGCCUAGGCCUUGGUCAGAGGGGCAAGAACUACAAAAUUCUUGCUUUGCUUCCUGCUUAGCUUCUGUGAUUGAGGGGUCUUGAGGGGUGCUGAUGGUCAUUUUAAUUUAUUGCUUUGAGUACAACUGUAAGAGGGUACAGUGAGGCCUGUACCCAAGUGGUGGUAACCCUGGCGGUUGCUGUUUCCCUCCCCUCUGCUACUGCUUUGUGGUCCAGGAGCUGCUACAGCCUGGGAUGGGGCCGUGCCUUCCUCUCCUGAGGCUCUCUCCGUACCUCAUCUUCCAUCUGAGGGUUUAAGCAGGGAUGGAUGCUCUGGGGUUGACGAGGCCUAUCUGGGGAGGGCAAACCCUAUUGACACAGGUCUUUCCUUAGGCCACAAGGUUUGGGCUGGUGGCCCAUUUCUAUCAUGCUGCCUUAAUAAAGAUUCCGGAAUAAACCUGGCUUUUGCAGUCACUGGGAUUGUGUGUGGAGGUGGGAGGCAUGAGCCAGGCAUCUCAGGCACGGACUGCUAAGGCAAUGUGGUCCUCUUUAUCUAAAUUACAGUCUAAGGAGUGGCCACCAUACCCCAGAGGGCUUAUGUGAAAACAGGGCUGGACAGUUUUAUGUGAAAAUUUUGUUGUGCUCCCACACAAUGGGAUUCUUGUAAUCUUUAGAGGAAGUUCUAGGGUAGCCUGUGCUACAUGGUAAAAUUCUGUUCUAAAACACACCUGGGGACUGGAACAGUGGCUCAGCAGCUGAGCGCAUUGACUAAUCCAGAGACUCU
This is a messenger RNA of Microtus ochrogaster (prairie vole), 2412 nucleotides long. RefSeq names its product cyclin D3 (gene Ccnd3). The record is from RefSeq and is a predicted model, not a curated record. Lineage: Eukaryota; Metazoa; Chordata; Mammalia; Rodentia; Cricetidae.